This is a messenger RNA of Lodderomyces orthopsilosis Co 90-125, 597 nucleotides long. Its product is annotated as Pst1 1,4-benzoquinone reductase. The record is from RefSeq and is a predicted model, not a curated record. Gene Ontology annotation, molecular function: NAD(P)H dehydrogenase (quinone) activity; FMN binding. Lineage: Eukaryota; Fungi; Ascomycota; Pichiomycetes; Serinales; Debaryomycetaceae. The transcript has a single exon. Bases 1 to 597 code for a protein of 198 amino acids.
AUGGUUAAAGUCGCUAUUAUCAUUUACUCACUAUACCACCACGUCUACGAAUUGGCAUUAGCAGAGAAAGCAGGUGUUGAAUUGGCUGGUGGUCAGGCCGAUAUUUAUCAAGUGGCCGAAACAUUGCCCGAUGUUGCUUUAGAGAAGAUGCAUGCUCCCCCUAAGCCUGAUAUUCCUAUUGCCACAACGGACACCUUGUUGAAGUAUGACGCUUUUCUUUUCGGUAUCCCAACAAGAUUUGGAAACUUUCCAAAUCAAUGGAAAAACUUUUGGGACCGGACUGGUGGCAUUUGGCUGAAACAGGAAUUGAGGUAUAAAUACGCUGGUGUGUUUGUUUCUACUGGUACUCUUGGGGGUGGCCAAGAGGCAACAGCAAUCAAUUCCCUCAGCACUUUGAUCCACCACGGUAUUAUUUAUGUUCCUUUUGGUUAUGGCUACGCUGAUAUGACCAACUUGGAGGAAGUUCACGGUGGAUCACCUUGGGGUGCAGGCACAUUUGCCGGAGCCGAUGGAUCACGCAAGGUGACGGAGUUAGAGAAAGGAUUUGCAAAGCAACAGGGUCAUGAUUUUUACAAAGUUGUUGCUAAAGCUUUAUAA